CCCAGGCCCAGUCGUUGCGAGGAGCUGCCAUGAACAUCAAGGUCAAGACGCUGACAGGUAAGGAGAUUGAGAUUGACAUCGAGACGGAUGACACCAUCUCGAGGAUCAAGGAGCGCGUCGAGGAGAAGGAGGGCAUCCCUCCCCCGCAGCAGCGCCUCAUCUUUGGAGGCAAGCAGAUGAACGACGACAAGAAGGCGGGCGGCGCCCCUAAACUCGCACCUCCCCGCCACCCCACCCACGCGCCGGCGCAGACUUAUACACGGCUCACCUUCCUCAGUGAGCCCGCCAUCCGCGCCGCACCCGCACCCUCCUACCCGUCUGCGAGCGAGUACAACAUCGAGGGCGGCUCCGUCCUCCACCUCGUGCUUGCGCUGCGCGGCGGGCGGGGCCACUGAGCGGAGCCACUCAACGUACCCCCCCGCCCCCCCUUUGGACUAUGGACCCUCCCUUUCCCGCACCCAUUCCCAUGGCGCAUGGGCCCCUGGUACGUGGGCGUCGAGUCGGCGCGCGGGGCGCACGCCUCGCCGCAGGCCAUCCGGGCCGCCCGCCAUCGUUGGCUGACGGGCGGCGGCGGCCGCGCUGUCCGCGCCCCCCCUUGUUGUGAGUUGAGUGUUUUAUGGCGUAUGCGGCCGCAGCCCCUGGGCGGAGUACACAGCGGCGGGGGAGAGCUAUGCGGCAGGGCGUGGGGUGGGAGUAUAUUACGGGUAUUGAAUGAAAAAGAACUCUCGUGGUUGC
This is a messenger RNA of Emiliania huxleyi CCMP1516, 735 nucleotides long. RefSeq lists its product as hypothetical. Gene Ontology annotation, biological process: modification-dependent protein catabolic process; protein neddylation; regulation of proteolysis. The coding region runs from base 30 to 395 and encodes 121 amino acids. The transcript is spliced from 4 exons. The record is from RefSeq and is a predicted model, not a curated record. Gene Ontology annotation, cellular component: nucleus; cytoplasm. Gene Ontology annotation, molecular function: protein tag activity; ubiquitin protein ligase binding. Lineage: Eukaryota; Haptophyta; Isochrysidales; Noelaerhabdaceae.